AUGGGUGACGGGGUGCUCAUCGCGACCGACCUCGACGGAACCUUCCUCACCCCCGACGCCACCGUGUCUCCUCGAAACUGGGCUGCCGUGAAGGCCGCCGAGGCAGCUGGUAUUCACGUCAUUCCGGUAACGGGCCGGGCUAUUGGUGGGCUGCGCGUCAUCGGUCCGGUCUUUCACCGGUAUGCCCUGGUGUCUAACGGUGCUGUCGGUACGGACAUGUCCACUGGCGAGACUCUCUUCACCGAGACGAUGUCGGCUCGUACCGUGAAGUCCUACGUCGACCAACUCACUGCCGAGUGUCCGGGGGUGGUGUUCUGUGCGGAGGUUGGGGAUUCUUCAGUGUUCCUCGUCGAGGAGGGGUACGACGAGAUUGUCCCUGCCUUUGAGUCUGAGAACGAUCCCGCCGAGCACGUUCUCGUCAGUCGUAAGGAGCUGUGCUCUAGUGAAGCCGUCAAGCUCAUGAUCGUGCACCCGACAGUGCCUGCCUCAGAUAUCUACCAGUUGUCUAGGCGCCUGCGGGUGCCCGGAGUUCACGCUACGUGGGCGGGGUUCACGGUGGCCGAGGCCGGACCGGCCGACGUGACGAAGGCCAGUGGUCUAGAACGCAUCUGUCAGCUCCUCGGCGAGGAUCGUGCCAAUGUCGUCGCUCUGGGAGACGGGGCCAAUGACGUUGAGAUGUUGCAGUGGGCCGGUGUGUCUUACGCGAUGAGCGGCGCCAAGCCGGAGGCGAUUGCUGCCGCGGACAGGCGCGCUCCCUCCUGCGAAGAGGAUGGUUUCGCCGUUGUUGUCGAGGAGUUGCUGGCAUCUCGAUAA
Messenger RNA from Cylicocyclus nassatus, 813 nucleotides. The record is from the annotation of a GenBank genome assembly. Lineage: Eukaryota; Metazoa; Nematoda; Chromadorea; Rhabditida; Strongylidae.